Molecule: messenger RNA, 5168 nt
Organism: Aegilops tauschii subsp. strangulata
Lineage: Eukaryota; Viridiplantae; Streptophyta; Magnoliopsida; Poales; Poaceae
Source: RefSeq, a predicted model, not a curated record
GAUGGAGAAGACAAACAAAUGAAGCUAAAAGAAGCUUGUUCACUCCUCCAGAAUUCUAUUUUCAAGAAAAGGCUAAAGGCCCAGCUUUAUAGAAAGCUUAGUAGGAAUUUUUUGUAGGGAGCGGAUGAAACACCAAAUUUUUCGUGUUACCUAAGUAUGAGUACCUAUGAUUCUUUGCAAUUUGGUCAUAAAUCAAAGGUACAACAACAUCUCAAUACUCCAUAAAAAACAAUAUCUCAAUUUGUAACAUAAAUGGAAGAUGUAAAUAAGAAGAAAAAAAGUUAUGCCAAUGAAAGUACAACAGUGGCCUAACUAGAACGUAUGGUUUUAUGUAAAACAGUCCAAUUCUUGCAAGAAAUGAGAAAGAAUCAGCAGCGAAUCAGGGUAUAAGUUGUUCAAGUUCAUUCAUGUCUGUUAAACAUGUUGAUAUACUAGACAUACAACACCAAUCAGCUACACUUGAUAUUUGCAGACUUGAGGGGUUGAAACCAAAAAACAUCACUGUUGCAGACUCUUAUUGGGGAAAACACUACCAGAGAAAAAAGCAAAAUUCUAACUGACCACAGCUUCUAGUCAAAUGUCCUGUUCCAGCUGAUGGUAGCUGGAGCCUAGUAAGUUCAAGUAGGCCAGUAUGUUCCAGCAUGUAGCCUAUAUAAAGGCAGGUCCUUGUAAUAUUUGGGCAAGCAAUGAACUAUCUACUGUACCUGUGCUUCUCCUCUGCCCCCUCUGAUUCUCUAAUCCUUUCCAAUUCCCUCCCACUGAACCACGGCACCCACGCGGGGACAACUUACGUAGUGUAGCAUUAUUGACCCACCCUACAACCUUCGUAGCCCACGUCGACUACAACAUCACUUAAUGCCCGAUUCAGACGGCAAUACAAAUGGACACAAAGGACAACAUCAGAGGGUCAAGUCAUCGAAAUAAACUUGAGUGGCAACAAGAAUCAAAGUUCAAAGCACAAAGACGUUGAAUCUUCUUUUCCCCCUUUCUUCUGUAAACUGAGAUAUUAUUUUCGAGAUGAUUUUUCUGCAACAUCAAAGUCCAAAGCACAAAGAUGCGGAAUCUUCCUUUUCCCCUUUCUUUUGUUGCCGACGUUGACUACAACAUCAUUCGAUGUCCAAUUCAGACGGCAAUAGAAAUGGACACAAAGGACAACAUCAGAGAGUCAAGUCAUGGAAAGAAACUUGAGUGGCAACAAGAAUCAAAGUCCAAAACACAAAGACGCUGAAUCUUCCUUUCCCCCUUUCCUCUGUAAACUGAGAUACUAUUUUUGAGAUGAUUUUUCUGCAAGGUUGGCUAAACUAAAAAACAGAGAAAAUUGGUAGGCUUCAAGACUUUAUCAUACAUAAGGCUACACAGGUUUUCCACACAAUGAAAUUAAGAUUACUAUAAAUCAAUCAUACGAAAUAAUAGCAUCUCUUGGGUGGGUAAGGAUUAAGGAAUAUUAUUAGACUACAAGUAUCCAUCAUUUUCUUUAAAUAAAGGACUAUCCGUCAUAUGUGCCUUAUUAACAAGAGUAUAUAAAUGUAUUCGGGUUCAACGGGAUACAUAGUCCUGCAAGCUGGAUGCUUGAAAUGGGUGUUUCUUUUUAAAAUGAUGGGACUUUCACCACAGCCUUAAUUGAAGGCUAGACAGACACCUGGCAACCGAUUAAUCGCAAUAAUUCUAAACUAUGGCUAAGUGUGUUUUCUUUAGGUACUCUCUUCAAGAAACAGAGCAUAUUCUUAACUCUUAACUCCAUUAUACUGAAUGUACAUGAGAUAUUUGCAGUAAGUACUAUUCUGAACUUGGCACUUCUAAUUACGAAUACUCAAAUGCCAAGUUCCCUUGACCCUAGGUAAUCUCCAGCUCACCACAUCUGAGUCAGCCAAAGAAUAAUGUCUGGACAAAAUGUACUCUGACCAUACUUGUGUACGCAAAGCAUGCCACGUUGCAUCAAGGUUCAUUUGAAGUUAUUGUCCAUCUUUAGAUGCAUUUGUUUACUUUCACUUAUGACCUACAUGAAAAAAGAGAAUAGACUUUCUCUCUCUCACACACACAAAAGAGAGAGAGAAUAGACUACAGACGGUCACAAGAACUUUCUGCCUUUGCUGCAACGAACCACUCAGAUUAGAUAUUUUCUGCACAUAGGAUUACAGCUUAUGGCCUUGGUACUCCAAUGUCUGAAUUAUGAGAAGCCAAGUUCCCUCCAUCCUAGGCAACCCCGCAACUGACAGUCAGACAGUAAUACGAUUUGAACAAACAGUCCAUAUUAUAGGUGAACAUCAAAGAAAUGUAUGAAACUUCAUUUUCAGUUGUUUUCCGUCUUUAAAUGCAAUCGUAUUAUUUCAUUCCGAUACAUUUGACCUGACAAAAGACUACAAAAGGUUUAUUUGGAUCCUCUGCCUUUGCUGCGAGGGAACAGCUGCAUAUAUCUCCGUCUACAUCCCACUAGUCAUUGUCUUAGCUACAGUUUUUUGUUAAGCUUGACCGUGUUUACAGAUCUUGGAUGAAACCAGAAAUGCUAGACAACGCUUGCUUGGAGAUUUCUAGCCUUUUGGGGUUACACUCGAUGGUUCUUUCUAGAAAUUUUAGUUCGGAUUCAUAACUUCUGUUAAAAUAUGAGAUAUGCUUUUUGUAGGAUGAUUUUUUUAAGGGUACAAAGCAGAGACAUACAACACCCGCUGCGCAUCUCCAAUCUGGCAAUGUCAUACUAUGUGCUAUGAUAACUUAAUCUAGGGAUCGACAAUAUUUGUCAGGGUGUUCCUUAAAAUCAAUCCAAGGAUGCGAUUGAAAAUAACUUGAACAAAUAUCACUGUCUCGUCAACUGUUGAAACUUCUAGACAAUGAUAGCUAUUGAAAGACCAGAGAGUAGACUUGGUAUGGAUGCUGCAAGGUAAUCACAAUAUAAAGUACUGCACCAUGGAGUGCAACCUGGAACUAUAUACCAUUAGUUGCCCAUGAAGCGCUUGCAUCCUGCAUGCCGCUUGUUGAGUUGUAGCUUGCAAGUCACACGCAUGCCUGCAAUGAAGCAUGCAUCCUUCCUUCAGCGCUUCCUCCUCCUCCUGUUCGGUCUUAUCAUCACAACCUUGGCCUCCAGCGAUGAUCAAUUUCUCUUCUCCGGCUUCAACCAAUCCAGCCUAACCCUCGAUGGUUGUGCCGUGGUCACAGACGCCGGCCUCCUUGAUCUGUCCAAUGGCACAACUGCUCUCAAUGGUCAUGCCUUCUACCCUACUCCUCUGCAAUUCCGCAAGUCGCCCGGUGGUAAAGUUCAAUCCUUCUCAGUCAAUGUAGUUUUCAGCAUCUUCAUCGCAUACCAAGACUUGAGAGCUGGAGGCAUGGCCUUCUUCAUUGCCCCCACCAAGAAUUUCUCUGAUGCACGGGCUGCCAAGUACUUUGGCCUCCUCAACGAGAAGAACAAUGGCAAUACAAGCAAACACAUCUUCAUGAUUGAGCUCGACACGUACAAAAAUGCUGAGCUCCAAGACAUCGACGACAACCACAUCGGUAUCGACAUCAACAGUGUAAUCUCCUUGGAAUCCAACACGUCCGGCUUCUAUGAAGACGAGGGUGGUGCCUUCAAGAGCAUGAUGCUGAAUGGCAACGAGGCUAUGCAACUGUGGGUGGAUUACAACGAGAGUGAUACGCAGAUCAAAGUGACCUUGGCUCCAAUCAACCUGCCCAAACCAUCAAGGCCACUGCUCUCUGCAACAUAUGAUCUCUCAACUGUACUCUCCGGCUCAGCUUCAUACAUUGGAUUCUCAUCCGUAUCUACUCUCAUCAACACCCGUCAGUAUGUGAUGGGCUGGAGCUUUGGCAUGAAUCAACCAGCUCCAUCCAUUGACAUCUCCAAGCUUCCCAAGUUGCCUUUUGUUGGUCCCAAGGCCCAGUCCAAGCUCUUGAUGAUCGUCCUACCAAUAGCCACUGCAACACUGAUCCUCUCUAUGGGCACUCUUGUCACUCUAGUUGUGCGAAGGCGACUGAAGUAUGCUGAGGUGCGUGAGGAUUGGGAGGGAGAGUUUGGUCCGCAUCGGUUCUCGUACAAGGAUUUGUUCCAUGCUACGGGAGGGUUCAAGAACAAACACCUACUUGGAGAAGGGGGUUUUGGGAAAGUAUAUAAAGGAGUUCUUCCAUUGUCUAGUGUGGAGAUUGCUGUGAAGAGGAUGUCUCAUGAGUCAAGACAGGGGAUGAAGGAAUUUGUCACCGAGGUUGUUAGCAUCGGUCGACUCCGUCAUCGAAAUGUUGUGCAGCUACUUGGCUAUUGCCGGAGAAAAAGUGAACUGUUUUUGGUUUAUAAUUACAUGCCAAAUGGUAGCCUUGAUAAAUACCUACAUUGUGAAGACCACAGGGGCAUUUUGAAUUGGGGUCAGAGGUUUCGAGUCAUCAAAGGCAUUGCUACCGGCUUGCUCUAUCUCCAUGAGAAGUGGGAGAAGAUAAUAAUCCAUAGAGACAUCAAGGCAAGCAAUGUACUCCUGGAUGGUGAAAUGAAUGGGCGGCUUGGUGACUUUGGCCUUGCAAGGUUAUAUGAUCAUGGCACUGACGCACAAACCACACAUAUGGUUGGUACAAAGGGGUACCUAGCCCCGGAGCUACUGCGGACAGAGGGAAAUGAAGUUUUCUUGGUAGAUUGGGUACUCGAGCAUUGGAACAACAAAGCGCUUAUCAAGACAGUGGAUACUAGGCUGCAAUGUGACUUCAGCAUUGAUGAGGCAUGCCUCGUGUUAAAGCUGGGACUUUUGUGCUUGCACCCAUUUCCUAGUUCAAGGCCCAGGAUGCGGGAAGUUAUGCAAUACCUCGACGGUGACAUGCCACUGCCCGAGCUGAGGAAGACGGAGCUGAGCGUGAACAUGGCGGCCCUGGUGAAAAGCAAUGGACCGAACUUGGUCAUCAUGUCAUACCCGCAAAUCACAUCGAGCUUCUGCACGAUAUCUGGCCUCUCAGGAGGAAGAUGAUAUCCACGGCGCUUCGUCGCUGACUAGCUAUGCUGCUUACUAUAAUAGUAUAAGCACAUGUAUCAAUGUCGUAGUAUGUCCUAGUAGAAAUAAACAUAAGCACAGUAUCAGUUACAUGUCUGAAGUCUGUACUACGUACAACAUUUUCAUUCAGAUGCUCAUAAGGUUGUAUCUUGCAUGUAACUAUGUAUUCGAUGGUUUUAUGUAUUUAAGUGUUCUGAACCCUUCUGUGCAACA